This is a messenger RNA of Bolinopsis microptera, 1349 nucleotides long. Its product is annotated as carbonic anhydrase 4-like. Lineage: Eukaryota; Metazoa; Ctenophora; Tentaculata; Lobata; Bolinopsidae. The coding region runs from base 7 to 1005 and encodes 332 amino acids. Gene Ontology annotation, molecular function: zinc ion binding; carbonate dehydratase activity. The record is from RefSeq and is a predicted model, not a curated record. The transcript has a single exon.
UGAGCAAUGAAGCUUCUGCUACUAGUACUACUUGGAGCCGUGAUCACGGUGAGCUGUGCUUCUGAAGGUACAUACUCCUACAGUGACCAGGCAGCUUGGGACGGAGUCUGUGCCACUGGUAAACACCAGUCUCCAAUAGAUAUAAAUGAAGUUAAGAACACCGUUUACUACGGCUCCGGGAUGUCAUUAUUCGGUGGAUAUAAAUCAAUUAUUAUUGAAAAAGGGAGUCUAAAGACGACGAGGUUCGUCCUAACAAGCACCCCUAUAUACAAGACUAUGCCACAAAACUGGCCGGUGGGUCACACCAAAGGUCUUCAGGCCCUUCAUGUGCAAUUUCACUGGGGAAAAGGAACGGCAGGGUCGGAGCACAUGCUGAACGGCAAGCAAUUUAUCGGAGAGAUACAUGUGGUGACCAGGAACCUCGACCAGGAUGACGAGACAGCAAGCGAUUACUACGCUGUAUUCGGAUUCUUCAUGAAAGUGGUGACUGGAAAUGAGUUACCGGACAUGUUCAGUAAUUCCCUUGCAGCAAUGCUUUCAGGAAGCAGUCCUAUCCUGAAUAUGGAUGAUCUGUUUUCAAGAUAUAAUAAAGCUAUCAAGAGUGUUUUCACUUACGAGGGAAGUUUAACAACGCCUGGAUGUGAUGAGACGGUGUUCUGGCAGGUGAUGGAGGAACCCAUUUUGGUCACACAAGAUGCGUUCAACAGCCUUCGGACAUCGGGAAGUGAUAGGGUCGACGACGCGAAUAAUUUUGAGUUCAACUACCGGGAGAUUCAGGAGUUGAACGGACGACACAUCACACACCGUCUGCUGCACCAAGCGAUCACAACCCCGGCUGAUGGUGGUGACUCGGAGGAAACCCCAGCUGAUGGAGGUGACUCGGAGGAAACCUGCAAAGUUGACUGUCAUGCAGCUCAGCAGACGUGCAUGUGGACCAUGAGCGGAGCUGCAACAUCUCUUCCUUCACUCGCUCUUCUCUUCGCAGCACUUUUCUAUCUCAUGUAGACUAUCUCGUAGACAUGACAAACUAUUUUUAUCCUUAGAUACAGUAGUUCUUCACUUGUGGAAUACACUUGUGUAAUACGAAAAGACUGAGCGUUUUUUUCCCGUGAUGGACAAAUCCUGUACAUGCUCUGUUAGCUUUUAAUAUCUGUUAGCGUUUAUAUUGAUAAAAUUAGCACAAUUAGCGAUACACUAUACAGGCCCGGAGGUCGCUAUGUCAUGAGACAAUAUUAGUAUCCCGUAUUUUCUUAACUAAAUUUUAGAUCUGUUUACUUUGAAAUAGUACUCUUUAGUCGAUAGUAAUUAUAUAUUUACUUUUAACAAUAUAAAAUAUAAACAAACUUUCA